Messenger RNA from Hansenula ciferrii, 2703 nucleotides. Its product is annotated as S9 family peptidase. The record is from RefSeq and is a predicted model, not a curated record. Gene Ontology annotation, molecular function: dipeptidyl-peptidase activity; serine-type peptidase activity. NCBI's taxonomy places the organism in Eukaryota, Fungi, Ascomycota, Saccharomycetes, Phaffomycetales, Wickerhamomycetaceae. Gene Ontology annotation, biological process: proteolysis. The transcript has a single exon. Bases 1 to 2703 code for a protein of 900 amino acids.
AUGGGAUUGCUCAGUGACAAGAAGCAAGAAAGCUACGAGCUGGUGGACUCCUCCCAGUUCAACGACAUUGAUUUGGAGCGUGGAGAGGGCCAGUCACAAGAUCAUCAACCAGAACAAACUCAAUCAAGAGUAUCUAGUGAAAGCACCAGAUCAACAUCUAGAUCAUCUAUUAACUCACAGACCUCUGAGCUUCUUCAAGGCAUCAACAGAUACACAGAUAUCAAUGAUGAAGCCGAAGAUUUCACAUCAAGCUCAGGUUAUUUGAAUGCUAACAAAGGUGGUGUAAGGAGAAAGUUAUGGAUUUCAGUCAUAUUCGCUGCUGUCGUUGCAUUGUGGGUUGUGGGAUUGUUUGGCUAUUCAGUUGGUGCAAAAAAAUCAAAUUAUCACUAUACCCCUUCAAAGACUUCAAAUCAGUCAAGUAUAUCUACAUCCACAACGCGGCUCAAGAUUCCGACUAGGACCGCACUCCCAUUGGUAGAAUAUGAUAUACACAAAGAGCGUGAUCCACUACCCACAGAAUCAAUUGUUGGUGAUAUCAUUAUUGAACCUAUUGACUUUUUGGACUCUGGAUCAUUAAAUAUUACCAAAGAUGAAGAUGAAGGUAUUUAUUUAUCAAGUGAAAAUAGAGCUUUUAUAUUAAAGAAAUCAUCAGAUAGACAAUUUCAACAGGUGCUGUAUGACCAGGAUAAAUUUAGCCAUGAUAAUCAUGAGCAUGAAAUAUCAGACUUUAAACCAAGCUAUACUGUUAAAUAUGCUAUAGUGGGUACCAAUAAAGAAGCUGAAUUCAGACAUUCUGGUAAAAGUCUUUAUUGGCUAUACAAUAUCGAGUUGAAAACCUUUCAACCGUUAUCUAAGGAUGGAAAAGAAUCUAAAUUGUCACUGGCUAUAUGGUCUCCUAAAUUCAACUAUAUAUCAUUUGUUCAAGAUAAUAACUUGUAUGUUUAUGAUGUCAAAACCUCAAAUGUCAAACAGAUAAGUACAGAUGGUAAAUCAGAUAUUCUGAAUGGUAAAACUGAUUGGGUAUAUGAAGAAGAAGUUUUGGCUACUGAUUCGGCUAUAUGGUGGUCACCAGAUGAAUCUAAUCUGAUAUAUAUGAGAACAGACGACACGAAAGUUAAAGAUCAUGAUUUAGAAUUCUUCAUUGAAGAUGAUCAAUUUCCAAAAGUUGAGAAAUUGAAAUAUCCAAAACCAGGUGGUGCAAAUCCCUUAGUUUCAUUACACAAUUAUAACAUACAUACCGGUGAAAAUAAAGAAGUUGAUAGAUCAGGCUCUACUUUGGGUGAUGAUUUUGUUAUUUAUGGAUGUCAAUGGCUUGAUUCAGAAAACUUUAUAGUUAGAGAAACAAAUAGAGAAUCCAAGAUCCUAAACUAUAGGCAUUUAAGUUCCAGAACGGGUAAAACAAGUAUUAUUCAUACAGUUGAUGCAUUGAAGGAAUACAAUGGGUGGAUCGAGAAAUUUAGUGAUAUGGUACCAAUCUCAAAGAACGAGAAAUUUGGUCGUUCAAACUUGGGAUUUAUUGAUACGAUAGUUGUUGACGGGUAUAACCAUUUAGGUUUGUUUGAAAUAACUGAUGGAAAGGCAAAGGUUAUACCAUUAACCAAAGGAGAUUGGGAAACUACUAGUGGUGCUUUAGCAUAUGAUCAAGAACAAAACAAGAUAUUUUUCACUGCUAAUAGAAGAUCUUCAUUUGAAAAUCAUUUAUACUCUGUUGAUAUUGGGAACCAAAAUAUGACAUCUUUAACAGAUACAAAUCAAUUGGGUUACUAUACUGUUUCAUUCUCGCCAACAUCAAGACAUAACGUUAUUACAAAAGAUGGACCUGAGCUACCAUUAAUGUAUGGUAAAGAUAGAUUACAUAAAAGAGCUAGUGUACAUAAUUUCUUCGGUGAAGAUAUCUCAUACCAUAAGGUUAAAGUGGAUGAAGAUGAAGAUGGAAAUCCAGUGACAGUCAAUGUUGUUGAAGUUUUACCAAAAGGCUUCAAACCAAACGGUACACAUCCCUUACUUGUGAAUGUUUAUGGUGGACCUGGUUCUAAGAAGGUUUCAUCCAAGUUCCAAAUCUCAUUCGAAGAUACUGUGGGCUUAAAAACAAAUGCAGUGAUCCUUUAUAUUGACCCAAGAGGUACUGGUGGUCAAGGUUGGAAAUAUAGAUCAUGGGCUAAUGGUCACAUUGGUUAUUGGGAACCAAGAGAUAUAACAGAAGUCACCAGAGAAUGGAUUGACUCAAGACCUUAUAUCGAUGAAGACCAAACUGCAAUUUGGGGAUGGUCUUAUGGUGGAUUUUCAACUUUAAAGACAUUAGAAUUUGAUGGUGGAAAUGUUUUCAAAUAUGGUAUGGCUGUUGCACCAGUGACUGAUUGGACAUUAUAUGAUUCUAUUUAUACCGAAAGAUAUAUGGGACAACCUAAAGAUAAUGAAGUUGGCUAUCAUGAGUCUCGUGUUAAUAAUGUCUAUGCUUUUAAAGAUGUCAAAAGAUUCUUGGUCAUGCAUGGAACAGGUGAUGACAAUGUUCAUGUUCAAAACUCAUUGAGACUUUUCGAUAAAUUUAAUUUGGCCAGCGUUGCAAAUUUUGAUAUGAAAGUAUAUCCAGACUCUAAUCAUAAUAUUGAUUUUCAUAAUGCAAAUGCUAUCGUUUACAAAAAAUUAGAAACAUGGUUAGUUAAUGCUUUUGAAGGUCAUUUUGAUAACCUUAUAUACGCCUAA